This is a messenger RNA of Colossoma macropomum (tambaqui), 1905 nucleotides long. It is a transcript of the gene fam177a1a, whose product is annotated as family with sequence similarity 177 member A1. The transcript is spliced from 5 exons. Lineage: Eukaryota; Metazoa; Chordata; Actinopteri; Characiformes; Serrasalmidae. The record is from RefSeq and is a predicted model, not a curated record. The coding region runs from base 64 to 684 and encodes 206 amino acids.
GGGCUUUUAUUUUGAAAAGCCCGCAGUGCUAAGUUUGACUCGGUUCGUCUGCGGUCAGCUGAGAUGGCGGAUCUGUCUCUGUAUCUCACAAACAUUACCGUCACUUUGGGACAAAACAUGGACCCGGAGAAGAGCUCGAAUGCGGUGAAGGACUUUGAGAACGUGGAGCUCGGGGACGUUGGGAAGAAGCAGAAGGUUCCUCGCAGGACCAUCUACUUCGCCAGUGGUGAGACAAUGGAAGAGUACAGUACAGAUGAGGAAGACGAGGAUGAGGAAGAAGUGAAGGAGAAAAGAAGCGCCAUGACCACAGUUGACCCGUCGAAGCUGACUUGGGGUCCGUAUUUUUGGUUCCACAUGUGGAGAGUGGCCACCUCCACAAUCUCAGUGUGUGAUUACCUCGGAGAGAAGAUGGCGUCACUUCUCGGCAUCACGUCACCCAAAUAUCAAUAUGCAAUCGAUGAGUAUUACAGGAUGAAGAAGGAGGAGGAUGAGGAAGAAGAGGAGAACCGUCUUUCUGAAGAAGCUCAGCGGCGUUUCGACGAGCAGAACGAAACGGUUAGCCAGCAGCCCACGGUGGAACAGCCGGAGGGACCCGCGUCCUUCGUGAAUGUGACCUUUGACCUUGAACAGGAGUCACACGCGACUCCAGACGCCAGCAAAGUGCCUCCCCCCAUUCCCUCGUAAAACUCUGCACUGAGCCACGGCAGCGUUUCUGUGUCCAAACAGGACUCAGUUACAGAACGACCUUCGUGUAAUUAUUAUACAGUAAUAGUAACCAGGGAUUAGAACAGUUCCACUUACACUUCCUAUACAGCUGUAAUUCUUCUUUUAUAUAUACACAAAAUGAUCUUAUGCAUCCAUGCGUUAAACAAUGCAUAAGCAGAAACGUUAUUAUUAAGCGCAGUCUAGUGCUGCUGUGUGAUAUUGUGGCCUUGUAGUGUGAGAUUGUUUGGCCUUUGAGCUUUUUUUUGGCCCCGCAGUUCCUUUAUUUUUUCCUUUAUGUAAAUGUUUAUGUAACUUUUUGUAAUUUCACCGCACCAGAACAUUGUGCGAGUUCUCUCACUGAGGCUUUCAGCAACGGCAGCAGCCUGAAUCCGACCCAAAUAUGAUCCCACAGUUAAAAAGCAGGACCAGGCGAAUAUGCGCUACCAGUCAAAAGUACAGACCUGCCUGAAUAAGCGUUUUUUUUGUAAUGAUAGAGAUUUUUGGCGUGGGGUUAAAUGCAAAUUAAAUUUGUCUCCAAAACAAAUAGUUACAAAAAAUAUUGUAUGUAAAAUACAAAUAGCUCCCCUUUGCUUUGAACACUUGAAUAUAUUCAAAUAUUCAAAGCAAAAAGGAGCUACUUGUAAUUAAACAUAAUAAAAUAACAUGAUUCCAUGUGUUAUUUCAUAGAUUUGAUAUCUUCUGUUAUUCUAGAUUGUGGAAAAUAGUAAAAAAAAAAGAGGAAUAUUUAUGAGUAGAUGUGUCUAAUUUUGACUGGUGCUGUAUAUUUAUUCUGUAUAUUCUACACUGUCAUGUCAAAACCUGCGAGCUUCACUUUUAUGCUGUUUGAAAACACCAGCUGCCCUUUAAUAGAAACAUGAGCCAAAAUUACUGAAAUUAAACAUACAUUAAGGUUCGUUUUCCAUUAAAAGACUUAAGGAACGUUCCAGCGUUCCAUUUGCUGUGUACAGUUUAUUGCCAUGGACAAGACUGUCGACGUGUUUCUGUGUACAGAACAGACACUUUACUCAAGAAAUAAUUAUAAUGAAAGUCAAUGGGCAGUUUCUGUAGAACACACAAAUUAAAGGGGAAUUCCACCAAUUGUUCAAAAUUCCCCCAUCAUUCAGUGUGUGAGGUGUAGACAGAGAGAUUCAGAGUGGUUUGGUGUGAAAUGGUUCAGAUGUCUUUACAGUGGUGGUGAUA